Suillus plorans is the source of this 1153-nucleotide messenger RNA. Its product is annotated as copper homeostasis protein CutC. Gene Ontology annotation, molecular function: copper ion binding. The transcript has 7 exons. Lineage: Eukaryota; Fungi; Basidiomycota; Agaricomycetes; Boletales; Suillaceae. The coding region runs from base 1 to 768 and encodes 255 amino acids. The record is from RefSeq and is a predicted model, not a curated record.
AUGCCCUUAAUUCUCGAAGUCUGUGUUGACUCGACUGAGUCUGCUUUAGCAGCCGUUAAAGCAGGAGCGGAUCGUCUUGAACUCUGCAGCAAUCUAGGUCUUGGCGGAGGAACUACUCCCAGCCUUGGUCUGUUAAAAUCUAUUCGAAAGGUGGCACCUAUAGUUCCGAUCAUGAUUAUGAUCAGACCUCGGACUGGUGACUUUGUGUACACCGAGGCUGAAUUCGAUGUGAUGAUAGAGGAUAUACGUUACUUCAGAGAGAAUGACGUUCAAGGCGUUGUGUUCGGCGUUCUCACUCCUGAAGGAGAUGUGGACGUGGCCCGUACUCAGCGUCUUGUCUCAGAAGCUUUGCCUCUACAAGUCUGUUUUCACCGAGCAUUUGACAUGACUCCAUGGCACCAGUUGUCCCAAAUCGAUGGACUAACCCGCAUCCUGACGAGCGGUCAGGGCACGACCGCCACCUCGGCUAAUUCUCUCGAUGUUUUAAAGGAUCUACUCGACCUUGCAAAAUAUCAGGAUACACGCAUCGAAAUACUUCCAGGAUCUGGCAUUAAUUCAUUCACCGUCGGCGCUUUAUGCCAGGCGUUGCUGCCCCAUGGGCUACAUGAAGUGCAUAUGAGUGGUGGACAUUGGACCGAUGGAGCCUCGAUUUGGCGUCGAGACGGAAUGGGCAUGGGCGUCGGCGGAGCCAGUGAAUGGGGAGUUUGGCGGACAAACACAAGCGCAAUCCGUGCAGUCAAAGAUGCCAUCGAUUCCUUUAAAGUAUGAUAAUUAGGUUUAUUGAACGGAAAUUUUGAACUUUCUCAUCUACAUACUCAUUCGAGCUGAUGCAGGGAUCAGCCAGGAUCAGUCAGUCGCUUCUCCGCGGGAUCCGCCUGGCUUCAGGUGUGCUACUGCGAUGCAUCCCGUUCAUGAUCCUCUGUCGUGAACUCAUGAGUGAUGCGACUCGUCACGAAGACAUAUCAUUGUCGCAACGGGGAUCGAUAGUGGCUUCGGGUUUGCUAUUUCAGCACAUCCCGCUCAUCAUUUGUCCUGUGACAACAAUCUCCAACUCUACGAAGUAGAGCUGAUCACGGGGGAAAUGACUUACAUGCUAUGGAGGUGGAAAAUAGGCCGCAUCUGCGAAGGCGCGUCUGCAGUUUUCCCCUAUCUC